This is a messenger RNA of Debaryomyces fabryi, 2280 nucleotides long. It is a transcript of the gene UTP4, whose product is annotated as Utp4p. Lineage: Eukaryota; Fungi; Ascomycota; Pichiomycetes; Serinales; Debaryomycetaceae. Gene Ontology annotation, cellular component: small-subunit processome; t-UTP complex; 90S preribosome. The transcript has a single exon. Bases 1 to 2280 code for a protein of 759 amino acids. Gene Ontology annotation, biological process: maturation of SSU-rRNA from tricistronic rRNA transcript (SSU-rRNA, 5.8S rRNA, LSU-rRNA). Gene Ontology annotation, molecular function: RNA binding; protein binding. The record is from RefSeq and is a predicted model, not a curated record.
AUGGAUAUUCAUCGUUGUCGUUUUGUGGACUAUACACCUCACACUAUUACAGCCACAGCGUUUUCACAUUCGUCCUCAUUGUCACAGUUCGCUUCCAAUGAUUUACGUUUAGCCAUAGGUAGAAGUAACGGGGACAUUGAAAUAUGGAAUCCUAAGUAUAACUGGACGCAUGAAUUAACCUUACCAGGAUCUCGCGGACGCUCCAUUGAAGGAUUAUGUUGGUCCACUACUACGGAUGAUCCAUCACCAAGAUUAUUCUCCAUCGGAGGAUCUACGUACAUAACUGAAUGGGACUUAGCUACAGGAAAACCAAUUAUUAACUAUGAUUGUAAUGCUGGAGUUAUUUGGUCUAUCGAUGUUAAUGAAAAUGGUGACAAAUUAGCAGUCGGGUGUGAUGAUGGUUCAGCAGUUAUUGUUGAUAUUUCUGGAGGACCAGGGUCAUUGGAGCAUGAUUUGAUUUGCCAGAGACAAGACCUGAGAAUCUUGAGUAUAAAAUGGUAUGGGAAUGAAAAAUUAGUAAGUGGAUGUGCUGAUGCCAGAUUGAGAUGUUGGUCUGCUUCAGGUGAGACAAGAGGUAGGUUAAUGGGUACGAUGAGAGUCGAUAAAUCUAAAACUGAAAGUACAUUAGUAUGGUCUGUGUUAGUCUUACCUCAAAAACGUCAAAUAGUCAGUGGAGAUUCAACUGGUUCAAUUAAAUUCUGGGAUUUGGAUAAUUUUACGCUCUUGCAAAGUUUUAAAGUUCAUGAAGCAGAUGUUUUAUGCUUAACGAGCGACUUUACAAAAGAAAAACUCUUCUCGGCUGGGGUUGAUCGUAAGAUUCACCAAUUCGAUUUGAUAACUAACAAGAAUAAAACCUCAAAAUGGGUUCAUAGUUUCAGUAGAUUGUUACAUUCCAAUGAUGUUAGAUCAAUGUCUAUUUACGAAAGUAAAGGCUGUAAUUUCUUAAUAAGUGGUGGUGCCGAAAGAUCUGUUGUCAUACAGUCAGUUCAACAGUUCCAUGAUGGAAAGUAUAGAAAACUAGCAAUUAGCCAGCAAAAACCAAACGUUGUUAUUAACUCUUCCAAAAACUUAAUUAUAAUGUGGCAAGAUCAAUGUAUUAAAAUCUGGAGGGUAUUCAGUGAUGAAGAAUCCGCUAAUAAACAUAAAUUAGUGGCAAAAUUGACGUUGGCUGACGAUGAAAAUAUAACCAGUGUUAGUAUUAAUGAAGAUGCUACUCUAUUAGCUGUUUCAAGAUUGACAUCUUUGAAGGUUUUCACAUUGUCACAACCAAAUGGUAGCAAUAAUAAGCUAAAUGUUUCUAAAAUCAGAGAUGAAGCAUUUGAUACUUCAUUCGGCGGAGCAAAAAAGGUUGAAUUUUAUUCAAAUAAUAAAUUAUUGGUCUUGACACCUGAAGAAGACAUUCUUAAGUUCACUGUUGAUUACGAAAAUCAAACAGUUUCAUUUGAAAAUGAAAUUGAAACUGUGAAUUCAACAGUUGACAAAAAAUCAAAAUUAAUGUACAAUUCCAGUAUUAAAAAUCUAGCAAUUUCUAAGGAUUCCAAGUACUUGGCAAUAUCAAGAUUCAACUGUUCUAUAGAAAUCUUGGCUUUGGAAGUAGAUGAGACUCCUUACGUUUUGACUAAAUUGUCCUCAUUACCUCACUUAGUAAGUUUUACCAAUAAAAAUACGUUAUUGGUUUUAACUGAAGAGAAUAAGCUUUACGAGUUCUACAUAAAAAGUAAUACUGAUUCUACAGUUGAGACUUUAUUGACGCCGUGGUCCAAGAGAAACUCGGAAUUCUUACCAAAACAAUUUUUAACUUUAGAAGAUAAGCCUCAAGGGUUAUUUAUGGAGUCAUCUAGUGAAUCCUCCAAAAUAUGGAUUUAUGGCUCGACAUGGUUGUCUUUUUUUGACUUAUCUGUUAACAUACCAAUUAACAAGACCUACCAGAAUACUUCAAAUGUCACUAAUAAAAAAAGAAACAGGGAUGGACUUACUAUUCAGAACAAUAAUAAUAAUGACGAGGAAAAUGAUUUCGAUGGUAACCAAGAUAUAGUUGAAGAUAAUGCCGAAAUAUUAGAGCUUUCAUUAAAGCAAAGUCAAAUAAAUAGAUUAAGACAAAAGAUUCAAAAUGAUGAAUCAACUGAUGUCAAUGACACUACAAAACCAUUUUGGUUGACGACUAAAUAUAGACCGAUUAUGAUGGUUGAUGUGUUUGGUAAUGGUAUAGUUGUUAUUGAAAGACCAUCUUUCGCUAUACCUUCAACGCCUGCUUUUAACUUGCCAAAACUAAAGGUCUAA